AUGCCCAGUUCGACAAGAACAUCAGUGGUCGAUUUGACAGAGCUCGAUAUGGGCCCUCGUCCUAGUAUAAAGAAUGUCGAUAAUUGCGCAUUUUCCUCGUGGUACCCUCAGUACAAAAAGUUGUGUCCUAAGGCGCGACUGGUGAAACCGCUGCCGAAAGAGUUUGUUGAGUACCUAUUAGCAGACGGCAUUGUUCUCGCUAAAGGCGAUGCUGGUUUGGUCUGGGAAGACACGGACGGCGAGGUUCAUGGAGCCAGAAUAGAAGAGGUGGAUGCUUCCGUACCACUUCCAGAAAACACUAGUGCUACUACUGGAAACGAAGCAAAAGAAAAAGAAGAAGUAGAAGAAGAAGAAGCAGAAAAAGAAGAAGAGCAAGAAAAUGAUGGUAAUGAAGCCAGCGAGGACGAGGCAGAGGACCCAACGAUCCAUUUUCAGGAACUUCAUAAUGAUAUCGCCAGUCUGAUUAAAGAGCUUGGUGGGUCUAUAUGUCCUAAACUCAACUGGUCUGCACCAAAAGAUGCCUUGUGGAUAUCUACAACCAACAAUAUGAAAUGUAUCAAUCCAUCUGAUAUCUACAUGCUACUAAAGGCAUCGUCAUACAUAACCCAUGAUCUUACAGAAGCAUAUGAAGGAUGUGUAGACUUUGACGAGUCCGCACCACCAAAACCUGAGUUCGAGCUGGUUCUCCGUAAAUGGUUUGAAAUCAAUCCAGCACUCGAGUUCCGGUGUUUUGUGAAAGACCGCAAUAUCGUCGGUAUCACUCAACGAGACAUGAACUACUACGAGUUUCUAGGGCCAUUAAAAGACAAAUUAGAAGAUGAGAUCCACGCUUUCUUUGAAGAAAACUUAGAGUUUACAUUCCCGGACGACUCGUUCGUAUUUGAUGUGUACGUUCCAGAGCCAUAUGACCGGGUAUGGCUAAUAGAUAUCAACCCAUGGGCCAGUAAAACUGAUACACUCUUAUACUCAUGGGAGCAAUUAAUGGGUUACGACCCUCUUCAAACAGGAUUCGAACCUGAACUCAGGCUCGUCGACAAACUUGACAGUUCACGAGGAUUCGGAACUGUCGAACACACAGAAAGCUACGUGCCCAAAGACUUUGUCGAUGGCGGACUCAACGCCUCGUCCAUGUCCGACAUGGUCGACCGUUUGCGACAGAUGAUGGCCAGCCAGCACGACGACAGCUCCGACGACGAGUAG
Messenger RNA from Sugiyamaella lignohabitans, 1200 nucleotides. It is a transcript of the gene CDC123, whose product is annotated as Cdc123p. Lineage: Eukaryota; Fungi; Ascomycota; Dipodascomycetes; Dipodascales; Trichomonascaceae. The record is from RefSeq and is a predicted model, not a curated record. The transcript has a single exon. Gene Ontology annotation, cellular component: cytoplasm. Bases 1 to 1200 code for a protein of 399 amino acids.